AUGGAUGACACAAUCAAGUACCACGAGCUGCGAGACUUCUCAUUCGGAGAUGGCACAACACUCCCAACCGUCCGCCUAGCCUAUCUCGACCUCAACCCUGGAGCAUCGAAGAAUGCGCUGGUGACGACUUGCUUCCGCGGUAGGCUCCGGGGCACAUCGGCUUUCAACACGGGCGCACUCCGGAAUUACCACGUCGUUGUCGUGGCGCUCUUUGGAAAUGGAGAAUCAUCUAGCCCGUCCAACACGCCGGGGUUCCCCUCAUCCAUCGACUACCGCGACUGCGUCCGCGCGGAGCGACAGCUCCUGAGCCACCUCGGAAUCGACUCCUUGGACGUGGUCAUGGGCUUUUCGAUGGGAGGGCAGACCGCCUACUACUGGUCUAUCAUGUACCCGGAACAGGUCAAGAAUGCCGUCAUCAUAUGCUCUGCUGCUCGCACGAGCCGCCACAACUACCAGUUCCUCGAGGGCCCCAAGGCGGCCCUGACAAACGCCGUCGACUACGUCAACAGAGACCUUGCACCCGCGAGCCCGAGCCCGAGCCGUGCCGUCCAUGCCUUCGGCAAGGCUUACUCCGCCUGGCUCACGAGUGCCGAGUGGUUCGACCAGGAGGGCUACAAGACCCUCGGGUUCAACACCCUCAGCGACUGGGACCACGUCACCUGUCUUGCUGGCUACAAGGGUUGGCACCCUGACGACCUCCUCGCUAAGCUCCACAUGUGGCAGAGGGGCGACAUCACCCCGGUCGACCCCGCUGGCGAUGGCUCGUUGGAGACGUCCCUGUCGCAUAUCAAGGCGCGCGUCCUGCUGCUGCCGUCCCGUACGGACCAGUACUUCCGCUGGGAAGCGAGCGAGAAGGAGUCGAAGAGUAUCCCGAAUGUCAUGUUCAAGGUCAUUCCCUCCAUCUGGGGUCACCUGGCUGGACUCGGAAUCAACCCAACAGAUUCGGAGUUUAUCGAUGGGGCCAUUAGUGAGUUCUUGUCAGCCUCCUAA
Geosmithia morbida is the source of this 990-nucleotide messenger RNA. Its product is annotated as homoserine O-acetyltransferase/O-succinyltransferase. The record is from RefSeq and is a predicted model, not a curated record. Gene Ontology annotation, molecular function: acyltransferase activity, transferring groups other than amino-acyl groups. NCBI's taxonomy places the organism in Eukaryota, Fungi, Ascomycota, Sordariomycetes, Hypocreales, Bionectriaceae. The transcript has a single exon. Bases 1 to 990 code for a protein of 329 amino acids. Gene Ontology annotation, biological process: biosynthetic process.